GGAAGUGUGGUUACAAUGAAAACAGUUCAUAUUAGCUAUGGCACCAAUACUGAACAGUUUUGCUGUUUAUUUUCUCUGCUUGAGCAUUAUUUUUGCAGUGUAUUGUGACCGCGAUAUGAGUGCGGUGUCCUCGGAGUCUCAGGGCACGGAUUGUGGUUGUCAGGGACUGAAAAGGGAUGGCACUGUUGACAUAAGUGAGGAAAACAUUCUGAAACACCAAGAUGGUGCAAAUAUAUACUCCAAAACAGCUAAUGAAAAUCCUCACACGCCAGAACAUGAUAAACGCAGCAAGCUGGUGCUGUUGCAGGGAGGUUGGUUUAUGAUGGGUACAGAUGAACCUGGAAUACCCCAGGAUGGAGAGGGUCCUCAAAGGAAAGUGUGGCUGGACCCUUUUUACAUUGAAGAGCAUGAAGUCACAAACCAGCAGUUUCAACACUUUACCAAUCAGACAGGCUACAUUACGGAGGCAGAGCGUUUUGGAGACUCCUUUGUUUUUGAGGGACUGCUGAGCGAGGAGGUGAAAAGCACUCUAUCACAUGCGGUGGCUGCUGCUCCUUGGUGGUCACCAGUGAAAGGUGCUGACUGGAGACACCCAGAAGGACCAGAUUCAACAAUAGAGCAACGGAUAAAUCAUCCCGUGCUGCAUGCGUCCUGGUCUGAUGCUCAGGCAUACUGUCACUGGGCCAAGCGCAGACUUCCCACUGAGGCAGAGUGGGAGUUUGCCUGCAGAGGAGGCAUGCAGGAUAGGCUGUACCCAUGGGGAAAUAAACUACUGCCCAGAGGAGAGCACUAUGCUAAUCUGUGGCAGGGAGAUUUCCCUAAUCACAACACAGCAGAGGAUGGGUAUACUAACACAUCACCGGUGAUGUCAUUUCCUGCCAAUGGCUUUGGUCUGUAUGACAUGGUGGGGAAUGCAUGGGAGUGGACAGCUGACUGGUGGAAUGUUCAUCACACUACAGAAGACAAGUACAACCCUAAAGGACCAGAAUCAGGGACAGACAGAGUUAAGAAAGGAGGCUCUUAUAUGUGUCACAAGUCUUACUGCUACAGGUACAGGUGUGCAGCUCGUAGUCAGAACACCCCAGACAGCUCUGCCUCUAACCUGGGCUUCCGAUGUGUCUCUGACCUUGAACCAUAAACUCAAAUCUUUAUGUCCUUCAUCAUUCAUUACAUAGAUUAAGAUGUUGUGUCUUUAAAUCUAGAGAAAUUUAUGUAAAUAAAUCAAUUUGUAAGAGUUUGGUGUUAUUUGUUUAAUUAUUUAUUGGGUCUUUGUAUAAUUAAUAGGCGGUAUAGUAAAGGAAGAAUGUAUAUUGUUUUUAAGUAGCUUAGGUAAAGAUAAAAGUUAUUACAUACAAUUCUUAUGAUAUGCACAGGAUACUGAUGUGAAGCCCUAGGAGUAAAUUUGUGAAUGCUUUAGAUUCUGAAAUAAUCAGUUUCAUGCCUUGAUCAAAUGUUUACAACACCACUAAUCAUAUAUUAAGGAAACCAUAUACACCAUGGUGUUUACUUACUCAAGGUACUUCAAAGAAUACCAUUUCAUUAUAUCAUCAUGUAGUGUUCAUAAAGCAUGGUAUACCCUUGUACUUUUUUGUACUAUGCUUAGUCAAUUACAACAUCUUGUCAUUGAGUUCCUGGCAAAAGAAUUAGUCUGGUAUCU
Molecule: messenger RNA, 1657 nt
Organism: Xyrauchen texanus (razorback sucker)
Lineage: Eukaryota; Metazoa; Chordata; Actinopteri; Cypriniformes; Catostomidae
Gene: sumf1
Product: sulfatase modifying factor 1
Exons: 9
Coding region: 38-1138 (366 amino acids)
Cellular component (GO): endoplasmic reticulum
Source: RefSeq, a predicted model, not a curated record